AUGCUUGCCUUAACACAUCGGCUUUUAUUGGCUCUUUCCCUUGCCAUGUUGGCACACAUGUCCAGUAUAUCUGCAGCGUGCAUUUCGCUUAAGCAGUCACAAGGAUGCCCAGGAUUCUCCCGCGAGUAUAUCAGCACCAAUGCCACCAGCCGAUUUUCAUGGUAUCCAAAAGACGAUAUUGGCGCAUUCGACAAGGCGCUGAGCGACUAUAUUAACGGCCAGGCCAACCUUGAUGAGUUUCAGUCAGUUUUUCGGUGUCCUGGGCUGGACAAUCUCGGUGGAUUUAACACUGACCACGGCAUGGCGGUUGUGCGGUACCACCGCAGUAUGAUUUGCGCGGACUUGCUUUUUAGCGAGGACAAUGUCAGAGACUGCUACGGCGGAAGCAAAAAGAAACGUAGAGCUGCCGACAGAGAUCCGAUGUUCCAGCUGGCAGAGGUGGUUGCUUCUUCAAAUAUUGGUGUUCGGCCGGAUGCACCUACACCGCUUUGCCAGGGCACUUGUAACUCGUGGGUCGACAGCUUGCAUACGAUUAUCACCAAUAAUACACUGUGUCAGGCUGACAAGGGUAUUAUUCGCGAGUCCUCGCUGGCUUCAUUGCGCACAAAGUGCCAGUCCAGUGCGUAUAAUGGCGCGGAGGGACGAUGCAUUGAUGGCGAUGAUAAUGAGCUUAGAACGUGUGGGUUCCAGCGGGUUGAAGACUGGUGCAAGUACUGCAAUUUUGCCUCCGACUACGUAGACACAUGCGCUUCAGUCGGCGUGACCGUAACCCCCGCCACCACGACUAUGACCGACUCGACCGAGCUCAAGGAUAAGCACGAUUUGGCCACGCCAAACAUUGACCGUGAGUCCAACAGAGGCCUAAUAGCCGAGCUAGCAAAGCAGUCGCGCCAGGAGCGGGUGUUCCGCAUAGUGGCAAUCGUACUCAGCAUAACCGUCGGUAUCUUCCUCCUCAUGCUUAUAGCAGCCAUUGUCAUGGGCCACAGUAUCCGUGGCAGCAGCAGUGGCGGUGCCUCAUCCAAGCGCGGCUUCUUUGGUACCGGGCGUGACGACACCACCCUGGCAUCGCAGACCGGCGAGGGUGCAUCGGAAAAGGCCGCAGCCGAUUUUGUCGACUGCUUUAUCACCACGGUGGGUAAGCCGCGCCAAGUUGUCAGGCACUUUUUUGCCCGCCGUGACGAUGAGAUUUCGCUACAAAAGGGCGACAUUGUUACGCUGCAAAUGGCCUUUGACGAUGGAUGGGUGGUCGGCAAGAAUUUGACCACCGGGUGCGAGGGAACUUUCCCGUUGAUGUGCGUCAUGGACAGUUUGCCUGCGUCCUUGCCUGCGCAAUGGUCGGUGCUGCCGGAAUCAAAGACCACGAGCAUAGAUAAUGUCCGGGCGCCGUCAAGGGCUGCCAUAAGAUCGCCGCAUGCCUCGCUGCUUGGCGGCAUGUCUAUGCGUGGAAGCCUCGAGGCCCCGCCAGCGAUUGGCAGCGUAAAUGUCAGCCGGAUGAGUAAUAUUUCGGACUCGCGGGGGCCAGCGGCAAAUGCAGGCCUUGCACAAUUGUCGCACAAACACCAGGGGACGCGCACAGCAAUGGACGACAACGUAAACCUGUCUAUGGGCGAUUUGGGAAAAAUCCAGAACAAUUCCCGCGGAAAAGCCCUGCUGGAUCGGCUCAUAGGUGCGUUCACUCUAGCUGGCGACAACACCAGCGCAAUCGCUCUCAGCAGCAGCGGCAGUAGCAGCAGCAGCAGCAGCGAAAACGAGGCUUUGGGAUUUUUCAAGCGCCUGGUCGUUGCACCAUUUGGGGGCACGCGAGAAAAAACAGCCACGCCAGUGUCCCAGGCCAAAAAGAACCGGCCACAGUCGUUUAGCGUCAAUCACGUUGUCCACGUCGGCCUGGCCAGCCCAAACUACCCGCGACCCGGUGAUCUAAACAUCUCGGUGCCCACAUUCCCGUCAUCCAAUAAUGGUCCAAGCCUAAAUGGGUAUCCGAUAAUGUCGAAUCGCAGCUCGAUGGGCACUGGCGGCACAUACAUAGCGCCCGGUACAGACACCGGUGUUACUCGCAUGGAUGCCACUGAAAUUCCGGCAGUGCCAUUGGGGUUUCCGCGCCCGCCCAAUUUUAGUUAUGGCGAGUUUGCUCCGAGUAAUUCGUCAAGGUCGAUUAAUUUAGGCAAUAGCAGCAUCGACACGUAUCAGACUGCUGAGCAGUUUGUGUCGAGCGGGCUGGCAGCUGCCACAUCACGCAAUCCCUCGUAA
Messenger RNA from Kickxella alabastrina, 2247 nucleotides. RefSeq lists its product as uncharacterized. Gene Ontology annotation, molecular function: protein binding. The transcript is spliced from 2 exons. The record is from RefSeq and is a predicted model, not a curated record. Lineage: Eukaryota; Fungi; Kickxellomycota; Kickxellomycetes; Kickxellales; Kickxellaceae. The coding region runs from base 1 to 2247 and encodes 748 amino acids.